AUGAAUCAAGAAGGCGUACUUGCUUGUUGCGCCGUUUGCAAUCAACAGACACAUCGGAGAUGUGGUCGAUGUCUUAACAUUUAUUAUUGUAACACGGAACAUCAACGACAAGACUGGAAAAGACAUAAAAGUGAAUGUAUACCAAAGUUACAAAAACAGUCUUUGCGAAAAGAUAAAACUGUCGAACAUACUUCUGUCGAGGAAAAAGAACUAAAGGUAACAAACGAAGAAUAUAUUAAAAAUUCUCUGGAUAAUAAAGAAAAAAUAUUACAAGUAGGAAGUGAAUUAAGACGGCUAAAAAAAUCUAAAAAGAAGUCCGCCAAAAAGGAGGGUAUUGAGAUUGUUAGUGAUAGUAUAAAUACCUCACAAUCCGUAGAUAAUAGUGGUCAAACUGUCGAAGUUACGACUGGUGCUAAGGGAAAUUUAAAAGACAAGAGUGUAUUCUCAAGUGUAGUGUAUAGUAAUAAAGACAUUACAAAAAUUAGUGCCAUAACUCAUGAAGGAUCUUCAGAGCAACAAAUUUUAAGUGAAAAAGCUCAACAGCUUAGUUCUGUAGAUUUUGAUUCUGCAACUACUAGUAAUUUAUUAAAAGUGGUAAAUAGAACAGAUGUACAAAUGCCAGCUAUACCGAGUGAACAACCAACUAGAAUGAAAGAAUACCCAGAAGCUAUUCUAAAAGGAAGUGGAGCACCUUAUAACAAUUAUUUUCUGGACACGAGUGAUCCUAACUAUAAUAUUUGUCAGAGAGUGAUCAAGGAUAUGACUCAGUAUGGUGUGUGUGUUUUAAACAAUUUCUUGGGUAAAGAGCGUGGACUUUUAGUGCUGAAAGAAGUUUUAGACAUGUACAGAUCAGGAAUAUUCACAGCGGGCCAGCUGGUGUCCAACCCGGGCAGCACGGAGGCGCAGACGAUACGCAGCGACCGCAUCACGUGGAUCGACGGCAAGGAGUCGCAAUGCUUCCACAUAGGACAACUUAUCAGCCAAGUCGACAGUAUAAUACUGACAGCGAACAAAAUGGCCAACAACGGCGAAAUGGGCAACUACAUCAUCAACGGCAGAACGAAGGCGAUGGUGGCGUGCUACCCGGGCUCGGGCAGCCACUACGUGAAGCACGUGGACAACCCCAACAAGGACGGGCGCUGCAUCACCGCCAUAUACUACUUGAAUCUCAACUGGGACGUCAAAAGAUGCGGCGGCUUGCUCAGGGUGUUCCCGGAAGGCACUAAUCAAGUGGCAGACAUAGCGCCUAUUUUCGACAGAAUGCUCUUCUUUUGGUCAGACAGAAGAAAUCCACACGAAGUCCAGCCGGCGUACGAGACGCGAUACGCCAUCACGCUGUGGUAUUUCGACGCGCAGGAACGAGAAGAAGCGGUUAGAAAAUUCAAGCGCGGCCAGCCGUCGUCCAGCAAG
This is a messenger RNA of Brenthis ino (lesser marbled fritillary), 1410 nucleotides long. Lineage: Eukaryota; Metazoa; Arthropoda; Insecta; Lepidoptera; Nymphalidae. The record is from the annotation of a GenBank genome assembly.